This is a messenger RNA of Kluyveromyces marxianus DMKU3-1042, 1701 nucleotides long. It is a transcript of the gene DLD1, whose product is annotated as FAD-binding oxidoreductase. The record is from RefSeq and is a predicted model, not a curated record. Gene Ontology annotation, molecular function: FAD binding; D-lactate dehydrogenase (NAD+) activity; D-lactate dehydrogenase (cytochrome) activity. NCBI's taxonomy places the organism in Eukaryota, Fungi, Ascomycota, Saccharomycetes, Saccharomycetales, Saccharomycetaceae. Gene Ontology annotation, biological process: lactate catabolic process. Gene Ontology annotation, cellular component: mitochondrion. The transcript has a single exon. Bases 1 to 1701 code for a protein of 566 amino acids.
AUGUACAGAUCAAAGCUAGUAAGCGUCUUAGCGAAAAGACCGAGCGUUUCGAAAUCUUUUAUACGUUUGAGCACAAGAAGACUAAGUCAAAAGAGUUCGAAACGUAUAGAGUCGUACGGUUUUGUAGGCACUCUGCUGUUUGGGAUUGGCUCAGGCUUAGUUGCGUCCGAUUAUGUACUGGGAGAUUCAAGGAAACAAGUUUUCCCUUUAAAAUCUACCACACCGUUACAGAGUUUAGAACCGCCAAAGUAUGGUUCAGAAGAGGAUUUACAACACUGCAUCAGAGAAAUUACGGCUGUGAUUGGCAAUGAUAAUGUUAAGAACUCAGAUGUUGAAAUCAAACAUCAUACGGACAAUGGGUUUAAUCCAACGAAACCUUUGCCUCACCAGAAGCCAAAAUGGGUUGUGUACGCUUCUUCGACAGAAGAUGUAAGUGCUAUCAUGAAGAUCGUCAACAAGUACAAUAUUCCAGUAGUACCCUUCUCUGGAGGGACUUCGUUAGAGGGACAUACGUAUUCUACCAGACCAGGCAUCAUGCUUAACACAUCGAAAAUGAACAAAAUUCUGAGUGUGCAUGACAAAGACUUGGACGCCGUGUUACAAGGCGGUGUUGGAUGGCAGCAAUUAAACGAAUACCUUUCCAGUGUACCAGAAUAUAAAAAUCUCAUGCUUGGUUGUGAUUGUGGCCCCGGUGCCCAUGUCUGCGGAAUGGUAAACACUAAUGCGUCGGGUAUUGGAGCAACCAGAUACGGUUCAAUGGGAUCGAAUAUAAUAUCAAUCACUGUAGUAUUGGCAGAUGGAACUGUCAUAAAGACAAAGAAAAGACCUCGUAAAUCAAGUGCCGGUUACAAUUUAACUGGCUUGUUUGUAGGAAGCGAAGGAACACUAGGUAUUGUUACCGAGGUAACAGUAAAACUUCAAGUUAAACCCCCAUAUGAGACUGUGGCUGUAGUCCAGUUCCCAACCUUGAAAGACUCAACUAAUACUGUCGCAGCGUUAUUCCAAAAAGGUAUUCAAUUGAAUGCUGUAGAGUUGUUGGAUUCAAGCAUGAUGAAAUGUAUUAAUUAUAGUAAUCUUGUUAGAAAGAAAUAUGACAACGUUCCUACAUUGUUUUUCAAGAUUGCCGGUUUAAACAAGACAGUAGUUAAUGAGUAUGUCAAGGAAGUAAAAAAGGUUUCUUACGAUAAUCACUGCACUAAAUUCGAGUUUGCCAAGGAUGAAAAAGAGGCGGAAGACUUAUUUUCCACGAGAAAAAAUGCACUCUAUUUAAUGCUAGAUUAUGCGUACAAUGAGAUCCAUGAAGAUGCCAAAAUGUGGAUUACAGAUUGUGCUGUACCUUUGUCAAACCUUGCAGCUACUCUAGAGGAAUUGGACGCAAUUACUGCAACUUAUCCAUUAUCGCACAUGACUCUAGGUCAUGUCGGAGACGGUAAUAUCCACUACGACAUUUUUUACAAACCAGAUCAGUACGAGAUUUGCAAGCAACUAGUUAGUAAAAUUAAUGAAGUAACCCUAAAAUAUGAGGGAACAUGUUCCGGGGAACACGGAAUUGGCAGUGGUAAGAGAGCAUUCUUACAACAAGAAUUGGGCGUGGAUGCCAUUGACUUAAUGCGCAAGUUGAAACUGGCACUUGAUCCAAAAAGGUUAUUAAACCCUGAUAAAGUUUUCAAAAUUGAUCCUUUGGAUCCUAGUAAUGAGUAA